Molecule: messenger RNA, 1206 nt
Organism: Maudiozyma barnettii
Lineage: Eukaryota; Fungi; Ascomycota; Saccharomycetes; Saccharomycetales; Saccharomycetaceae
Gene: TIF5
Product: translation initiation factor eIF5
Exons: 1
Coding region: 1-1206 (401 amino acids)
Biological process (GO): formation of translation preinitiation complex; translational initiation; formation of cytoplasmic translation initiation complex
Cellular component (GO): cytosol
Molecular function (GO): eukaryotic initiation factor eIF2 binding; GDP-dissociation inhibitor activity; translation initiation factor activity
Source: RefSeq, a predicted model, not a curated record
AUGUCCAUUAAUAUUUGUAGAGAUAACCAUGAUCCUUUCUACCGUUAUAAGAUGCCUCCUAUCCAGGCUAAGGUUGAAGGUAGAGGUAACGGUAUCAAGACAGCUCUAUUAAACAUUGCUGACGUUGCUCGUGCUUUGAACAGACCAGUGCCUUAUGUUGUUAAGUACUUUGGUUUUGAACUAGGUACCCAAACCUCUAUCUCUGUGGACAAGGAUCGUUAUUUGGUUAACGGUGUUCACGAGCCAGCCAAAUUACAAGAUGUUCUAGAUGGUUUCAUUAACAAGUUUGUUUUAUGUGGUAGUUGUAAGAACCCAGAAACUGAAAUCAUCAUUACCAAAUCCAGUGAUUUAGUCAGAGAUUGUAAAGCUUGUGGUAAGAGAACUCCAAUGGAUCUAAGACACAAACUUUCUUCUUUUAUUCUAAAGAACCCACCUGAAUCUAUUAACACUGGUUCUAAGAAGAGAAAGGCUGCUACUGCUUCCGCCAAUGUCCGUGGUGGUGGUGUUUCUAUUAGUGAUAUCGCACAAGGUAAGACCGCCAAUGAUGCAACAGACAGCUCUUCGCCAGUUGUAGCUGAUGAUCAUGACGAAUUGACUCGUCAAAUCCACGCUGCUGCUUCUAACUUGGAAGAUCUAGAGGUCAAGGAUGAUGACUGGGCUGUUGACAUGUCUCAAGAAGCCAUUAGACAACGUGCCAAGGAAUUACAAGUUGAAUCCGGUGCCAUUGAUGCUGGUUUAUCUAAACUAGACGAAUUUGGUGAAUGGGUAUUAGAAACUGAUGAAGUGCCAAGUGAUAUCGAAUUAUAUAAGAAGGCAUCUGAAUUGGACCUAUUAAAUGAACCUAAGAUUGCAGCUGUGUUAGCUCAAUGUAUGUUCGAUGAGGAUAUUCUAAACGAAAUUGUUCCACAUGCUCCAUUCUUCAGUAAAUUGUUUACUACAGAAGAAUUUGAAAGAAAUUUCCUGGGUGGUAUUGAAAGAUUCUUAGGUCUAGAACAUAAGGACAUGAUCCCACAACUACCAAAGAUUUUAGUGCAAUUAUAUAACAACGAUAUCGUCUCUGAAGAAGAAAUUAUGAGGUUUGGUACUAAAAGUUCAAAGAAGUUCGUCCCUAAGGAUGUCUCUAAGAAGGUUCGUAGAGCUGCUAAGCCAUUCAUUACCUGGUUAGAGAAUGCUGAAAGUGACGAUGAAGAGUCCGAUGAAGAGUAA